AGAUGGUCCCUAACAUGGGGGCCCGGAUUGUGUGGCUGGUGGGUAUCUUCCCUGCCAGAACGCAAUUCGAGCCGUGGCACGCAGACGCACCUUUCGCUUGCAAUCGAUCCGCAAUGGCCGCUGAACUUUGGGCUAGCUACAAGCAAUGGGCUGACGUCCAGGAGACGCUCUUCCUGGACUGGGCCGACCCUUCUGGCCAGUACAAGCUGUCGCCCAUGAAGGACCUGCCCGGAGCUGACUUCGCCACGGCAUUCGCCAUUUGCGUUGCCUAUGUCUCCUUCGUUGUCAUCGGCACGCUUGUGAUGAAGGCUGGUGUCCCGGCCAUCAAGACCAGUCCGCUGCAGUUCAUCUACAACCCGCUGCAGGUCGUGCUAUGCUCGUACAUGUGCAUGGAAGCCGGCAUCCUCGCCUACCGCAACGGCUACUCGGCCACUCCGUGCAACGCGUUCAACGCGGAGAAGCCCGUCAUGGGCAACGUGCUGUACAUGUUCUAUCUGUCCAAGAUCCUGGACUUCUUUGACACGAUCUUCAUCAUCCUUGGCAAGAAGUGGAAGCAGCUCUCCUUCCUGCAUGUGUACCACCACCUGACAAUCUUCGCGAUUUACUUCAUGAACUUCCGCGUGGCCUACGACGGCGACAUCUACGCCACGGUCAUUCUGAACGGCUUCAUCCACACGAUCAUGUACAUGUACUACUUCGUGAGCGCGCACACGCGUGACAUCUGGUGGAAGAAGUACCUCACGGCCAUGCAGUUGAUCCAGUUCGUCACGAUGAACGUGCAGGGAUACUUUAUGGUGUCGCGUUCCUGCGAGAACUUCCCCCACAAGGUGCCCGUCAUCUACCUCAUCUACAUCCAGUCGCUCUUCUGGCUGUUCAUGAACUUCUUCAUCAAGUCGUACUGCUCGAAGCCGCGCAAGUCGUCUAACAAGAAGAAGACGCAAUAGAGAGAGAAGUGAGAUGCUGGGGACUGCUGCUAGCUGUAUGCAAGCGUUUUGAGACCAAUACAACGCCGCCGGAGUAGGAAACUGCUCCGCGGCCUUUAUCAGCUGAAAAGUGUACCCGUUCGUGGUCAGGAUGAAUGUAUCCUUGCUGAAGUUUCGUCUUGUUUGAUCCGUUGUUCUUUUUGUCGCAUCAUUGGAAGGAUGAUUCGAAGGCCUUGCGAAGGCUGGUUCAUCAUUGCAGAGCGUGGCACGCGUCGGCUUGCCAGCUACUACUACAUGUAGUAUUUAGCUUCUUCUUUCAUCCGGCGUGUGGUAAUCUGAGUAGCGCCAAGCCUUGGAGCGUGACGUGACGUACACAUUGCGAAUCGAUCUCCCAGAACGCGCGGUAGUCGACCGGCGGCGUUUAUGUUUGGAU
Molecule: messenger RNA, 1356 nt
Organism: Phytophthora nicotianae INRA-310
Lineage: Eukaryota; Oomycota; Peronosporomycetes; Peronosporales; Peronosporaceae
Exons: 4
Biological process (GO): fatty acid elongation, monounsaturated fatty acid; sphingolipid biosynthetic process; fatty acid elongation, saturated fatty acid
Cellular component (GO): endoplasmic reticulum membrane
Molecular function (GO): fatty acid elongase activity
Source: RefSeq, a predicted model, not a curated record